Xylaria bambusicola is the source of this 1176-nucleotide messenger RNA. RefSeq lists its product as uncharacterized. The record is from RefSeq and is a predicted model, not a curated record. Lineage: Eukaryota; Fungi; Ascomycota; Sordariomycetes; Xylariales; Xylariaceae. The transcript is spliced from 4 exons. The coding region runs from base 1 to 1176 and encodes 391 amino acids.
AUGGAGGAACUCCUUGAAGGCGCUGCUCUUGAUCCGCCGCCGGGACUUACAUCGGACUUCAUGAACCCGGGCGGAAGUCACUCACUCGGGUACGGUACCAUCAUCACAGGGGCUGUUCUCUCCACCCUUGCUGUUCUGUUGCGCUUGAGCUCCCGGUACACUCUUCGAAAAUUUCAUCUCGAAGAUGCGUUUCUAGUCAUCGCUCUUGGUCUCUUCGUUGCUUACAUUCAAACGAUCUAUGACACUUCGAUAUUCCCUGGCGUCCAGGUGCACCAGUGGAAUAUUCAGUUAAAGACCCUUAAACAUUGGCUUUAUGAAACCCAUCUCGCUUCGAUAUACUAUGGAUUAUCUAUCUUGUUCUUAAAGCUUGCUAUCCUGAUGGAUUGGCUCCGUAUAUUCUUGUUGCCCGGUCAACGUAACGCCAUCUUCUGGUCCAUUCACGUCCUCAUCUGGAGUAAUGUUGUGUACUAUGUGUCGGGCACCUUCCUCGAAAUCUUCCGAUGUACACCCCGACAGAAGAUUUGGGACCCCUUGUUCGUUGGAGGUGUAUGUCCCAUCGAUAUCGACGCCAACAACUUCGUGUCUGCCGUCAUUAACCUUGUUUCGGACCUCGCCAUCUUGGCCGUGCCUCAGUUUGUUGUUUGGAAGUUGAACAUGACACGAGCGAAGAAAGUCGGUGUUUCUUUCAUCUUUGGCAUUGGAAUCUUUGCCAUUGCCGCCGGCAUAGCUCGGUUAGUCGAUUUGCUGAAGAUCUUAGAGUCAUCAGAUGCCUUCUACUAUAUCACAGAAGUCGGGCUUUGGGGCAUCGGGGAAAUGACAGCUGGUUUCCUUAUCAUUGGUACGCCGGCGGUUCCUCGAGUCGUUAAAAGCCUGCCCUUUUCGGAUUCUGUUGUAUCACUACUCCAAUCGUGGACAAGGAGUCGCAUGCGCAACAGUGGUGACUCGCCUGGCUACUUACGAACAUGGGGGAGGUCAGUGUCGAAGAAACGACGUGGCUUGUGGGAGAUCAGCGAUCUCGACACCUACGAUCUAGCACCAGUGGGCACUUCAGCUCAACAAGGGAAUCCGCCGCCGAACUCUAUUACUAGAGAAGUGCGUAUAGAAGUGACGGACGGGAAAAAUGCCAAGGCAGAUAAGACGAAUCAAAGCUUGACAUCUACGCAAGUAUUAGAAUAG